UUUUUUUUUCGUCCUGCCGACUUUCGCUUGCCGACCAUAUACACGACCGCUGUCUUCCCCAUACACAUCCUUGUCACCAUCGCUACCAUUGUCGAUCGCUCACCGAUCCAUUGUCGAUCGUCUGAUAGAUUUUAUCUGACAACCUGCACCAGUCGCUGCACGCCUUCUGUUGCGACGACGACAACAACAAUAACUGAGCAUUGCUUUUAGUUUUCUUGGGACGGUAGACGGAGACAAACAAAUUGGUGCAUUCAAUUUUCUGGACUCGAGGGGUAUAAAUAUUCCAUUCCAGCAAGGCCAAACUAGACGUCAGGUUAGGGAGCGGAUCCAAAUUUACCCCCACGCGCCUGCACACGUUCGUCUCGUUGGCUGCCCUUGUCAAGGGUUCGUGGAAUUCACUGAGACAGUCGCUGUCUGCGACAAUUGAAUCAGACAUUCCUUGGCGGUUUCCACUCCACUUGCUGUUGCGCUCCACAACGGCCACUAUAGUGCAGAUAGAUCGCUACGAAACAAGUUCUAGGGUAGUUAUCAGGCGCUAAGGACGACGGGGAGUAUUAAAAAUGGCGUCCCCCCAACAGCCCGCGCCUCCGAGACACAGUCGAGGUUUCAGUUUUGGUGGCAGGUCAGACAAGUCCAGCAAUUCUGGCAGCAAUAAAAUCCGUCUCACCGAAUCUGCUGAGGAGAAACAUAAACGUUCUUUACAUACCAAAGCCGACCCCAUGGUUGCUAUGAGCGAGGCGCAACCAAUGUUGGUUGCUUUGGAAAAGUCCACUAUCGGCUCUUUAAGGGAGAUGCAGCACAAAGAUCAAUACGGGAAUAUCAUAACCGACCCCGAUCUCUCCAAUCCCACCCGUCCUCGACUUGAGCGUCCGUUGGAUACAAUUCGGUCUUUUGAGACAGCCAUCUAUGGAUCGUAUAAUAGCAGACCGGUAUCAUACGCAAGAACAGACCAUGAAUCCACGCCUGGAGCGGAAUAUAGUAGACGCAGUAGCUAUUUCGGCGGACACAACGGUCACCACCGAGGCUAUAACGACCAAAAUGGCUACUACAACGGACGUGGAACAUAUUCCCGACCGGAGAGUUACAUGGAGGGCAACUAUGGCGGCGGGCCGCCCCCUGAGAAUUACUACCCAUACAACCAAGGCGGCGGAAGGCGACCACGUCGGCACCGCAUGGAGUCCGAGUACCAUGGCGCACAAAAUGGAUAUGGCCCUAAUGGCUACCACAAAUCCUACGAAAACGUGACGGCAGCGUCUGGAUCGGGAAGCAAUACCGAUCCCUGGGCCAACAAUUCAACCGAUCCAAGCUCUGUAAACAGCUCAAUCGACCAGCUACAACUUCAGCAGCAGCAACAACAGCAACAGGAGAGAGCAGUAGCAGAAAGGUAUGGGUUCGCGGGAUUCGGCCCUGAACCGAACCUCAACAAUGGCGGUACAUUAGCCUCUGGUGCAGCUGGAACUGGACCAAUUAAGCUCGGGAAUUCCGCUCCAGUCGCCGAUCCCACCGCUGGAGGCCCCGUGGGUGGACCAGCCUCAGCCGCAGGUGCGCCCACCACCCGUCGCCAUCUACGCAAAACUACGAACGCCUCCGAUGCAAGCGACACGAAACGAAAAAGCUGGUUUAAGCGAAGGUUCAGCAAGGACUAGUCCAAAUCAUGCCCUCCACUUUUGCCCUCUCCCCCUUUAACCGACCUAAAAUAUUUGUCGUUCAAUGCGUGUUUUCUCACCUCACAUAACGGAUGUAAUAACUUAUUUGGCGUUUUAUUCUUGAGUACAGCAAUGGGAUCUACGGAACGGGACAGUACAGGAACUUAUGUGUAUUUGCUUUUUUUCUUCUGUUUUAAAUUAGCUUCUAGCUUGUUAUUAUGCCUUUUUUUUUUUUUCCCUUUUUACUGUUUUGUUCAUAUUUAUUUU
This is a messenger RNA of Aspergillus pseudotamarii, 1913 nucleotides long. RefSeq lists its product as uncharacterized. The transcript has 6 exons. NCBI's taxonomy places the organism in Eukaryota, Fungi, Ascomycota, Eurotiomycetes, Eurotiales, Aspergillaceae. Bases 561 to 1646 code for a protein of 361 amino acids. The record is from RefSeq and is a predicted model, not a curated record.